AUGACUGUGUCGAACACAAAUACUCUCCAGUUCGAGUUCAUGGACAAGGAGACAAGCUGCCCGGUUGACAGCCAAAGAGAAUGGUGGAAGAAGACCGGACCCCUACUGGCCCGUUUGAUGAGUUCAGCUGGCUACACGAACGAAUCCCAAAGGCAGUAUCUAAAGUUCUUCUACACAUCUGUCGUCCCGUAUCUAGGGCCAUACCCCCAAACAUUCCCCAGCGCCAUGACACACAACGAACUCCCACUAGAGUUAAGCGUCAACUUUCAGCAGCUAGGCGGUGCCAAACCAGUGAUUCGAGUAGCGGUAGAACCUCUAACCUCCAUUUCGGGAACGAGUGAAGACCCAUAUAAUCUGAGUCCGAUUCGUGAGUUUCUCGCUCGUUUAGAAGAGCUCAAUCCUGCGGGGUAUGACAGUCGUCUCUUCGAGCACUUUUAUCCCAUGCAUACCUUGGACGAAAGAGAGUGCCAAUUACUGCAAGCUCGGAGUGAGGCAAUCCGUGAGCUUUCUCAGGUGUCUUUUGGGUUUGAUUUUAAACCGGAUGGCAUCUCCAUUAAGGGAUACACGUUCCCGGGCUUGAAGUGCCAUGCAGCAGGCACGGACCUAUGCUCUUUGGUCAUUGGAUCUGUUCAAGAGUAUAUGGGAGACUCCGACCGGCACGAUGCCCUAUGCUUGAUCAAAGAGUAUAUCGACACCACUGAGGCAAGGGCCAACUUCGGAUUCGUCUACUCCCAAGACUGUGUCACUCCGGAAAAGUCCCGGCACAAGCUGUACGGCCGUACUAGGGACAUUUCCUGGGAGAAGGUACGUGAGAUCUGGACACUAGGAGGGCGGGUUAAUUCGCCCGAGUCGGGUAGAGGUCUUGAAUAUCUGCACGGACUGUGGAAGGUACUGCAGAUUGGCGAGAAUCCCCAUCCACUUGGCUGUCAUUUGGUGUGGAAUUACGAAACGAAGGCCGGUCUUGCGGCGCCGGCAACAAAGAUUUAUUUCCCCGUUUACGGCAUGAAUGACCAGGGCAACGUACGUGCGAUCGCCCGGUAUUUCAAGCACAUCGGGCUUGAUGGUCAUGGGGAAUCUUAUGAGGAAAUUGUGCAGGAUUUAUUCCCCGGAUUCGAUCUGCAGCAUACAAGUCGCCUAAUUUGCUGGGUAUCAUUUGCCUAUACGCAGAAGACAGGGGUUUAUCUGAGCGUUUACUAUCACUCUUCACUCGAGUACUCUUAG
Molecule: messenger RNA, 1221 nt
Organism: Aspergillus affinis
Lineage: Eukaryota; Fungi; Ascomycota; Eurotiomycetes; Eurotiales; Aspergillaceae
Product: aromatic prenyltransferase
Exons: 2
Coding region: 1-1221 (406 amino acids)
Biological process (GO): alkaloid metabolic process
Molecular function (GO): transferase activity, transferring alkyl or aryl (other than methyl) groups
Source: RefSeq, a predicted model, not a curated record